This is a messenger RNA of Trichomonas vaginalis G3, 105 nucleotides long. RefSeq lists its product as uncharacterized. The transcript has a single exon. NCBI's taxonomy places the organism in Eukaryota, Parabasalia, Trichomonadida, Trichomonadidae. The annotation marks the transcript as partial. The record is from RefSeq and is a predicted model, not a curated record.
GUUGCAAGAACUUCAAGAUGCUAUAAACAAACUUCCAUUGAGACAUCCAAUCGACGUCAAAUUGUAUUGGAGAGCAUCAGAGUUAGGUCAGAAGGUUUUAUAUGA